AUGACGGACACCGACGUAAUGACUCCUGAUGAUCGGGCCAAUUACUUAGCCGCAAGAAGAGGAGGGUGCGAGCUCUAUUCCUGGCGGCUGAGGCUGUUUGUCAAGGCGCCCCUUCAUCAUCGGGAGAUUACCCGAGGAACAGCUGAUAUAUUACUGUCCCCGUCCUCAUCUGUAAUCACUAAACCUCUGUCAAACUUUACUGCCUCAGUUUCCUACAGUAUUUGGGGAGUGACCGGGAUCAAGACCGAAGAGCAAGGAGCCGAGGACGGGAAGGAGGGAGGCUCGGGACUGGGGAAGAGCAAGCCGGGGAAGCGGCAGCGGCGGCAGAGGACGCACUUCACCUCCCAGCAGCUCCAGGAGCUGGAGGCCACCUUCUCCAGGAACAGGUACCCGGACAUGUCCACCCGGGAGGAGAUCGCCAUGUGGACCAACCUCACCGAAGCCAGGGUCAGGGUGGAGAAUAAUAUAACCCGACAACGUGUCGCCAAUCCAGGGAUCACACAUCACUCCAUGACAUUCAAUCGCCUGCUGGAAGAAAGGCGAGGUCUAACAAACCUUUAA
Nezara viridula (southern green stink bug) is the source of this 561-nucleotide messenger RNA. NCBI's taxonomy places the organism in Eukaryota, Metazoa, Arthropoda, Insecta, Hemiptera, Pentatomidae. The record is from the annotation of a GenBank genome assembly.